AUGGGAGAAGUGGAAGAAAAGGCGCACUCCAAGAAGAGAUCCGCGGACGCCGUCGAGGCGUCUGAGAACGACGGCUACAAGGAGAAGUUUGCAGAACUCAACCUGUCACCUCCAACGAUGAAGGCCAUCGACAAGAUGGGCUUCACCACGAUGACACAGGUGCAGUCCCGUACCAUCCCACCACUGCUUGCUGGUCGGGACGUGCUGGGUGCCGCCAAGACCGGGUCAGGCAAGACGCUGGCUUUCUUGUUACCCGCGAUCGAAAUGCUGCACUCGCUGAAAUUCAAGCCCAGAAACGGGACAGGCGUCAUUGUAAUCACGCCAACGCGUGAGCUGGCGCUCCAGAUCUUCGGCGUCGCCAAGACCCUGAUGGAGUUCCACUCGCAGACGUUUGGCAUCGUGAUCGGUGGUGCCAACCGCCGCCAAGAGGCCGACAAGCUUGCGAAGGGCGUUAACCUGCUCAUCGCGACGCCCGGUCGUCUGUUGGACCACUUGCAAAACACCAAGGACUUUGUUUUCAAGAACCUGAAGGCGCUGGUGAUCGACGAGGCGGACCGUAUCCUGGAAAUCGGUUUCGAGGACGAGAUGCGCCAAAUUGUCAAAAUCUUGCCUAGCGAGGAGCGUCAGACCAUGCUGUUUUCCGCAACACAGACCACCAAGGUUGAGGACCUUGCGCGUAUCUCUUUAAGACCAGGACCUCUGUUCAUCAAUGUCGACUCGGAAAAGCAGACCUCCACGGCAGACGGUCUCGAGCAAGGAUACGUUGUCUGUGACAGCGACAAGCGUUUUCUGCUGCUAUUCUCUUUCCUGAAGCGCAAUCAGAAGAAGAAGAUCAUUGUGUUUCUGUCAUCAUGUAACUCGGUCCGGUACUACGCAGAACUGCUCAAUUACAUCGACCUGCCUGUGCUCGAGCUCCACGGCAAGCAAAAGCAGCAGAAAAGAACUAACACGUUCUUUGAGUUUUGCAACGCUGAAAGAGGAACUUUGGUUUGUACCGAUGUUGCUGCUAGAGGCCUGGAUAUCCCAGCUGUGGACUGGAUUAUCCAAUUUGACCCUCCAGAUGACCCAAGAGACUACAUUCACAGAGUGGGUAGAACCGCCAGAGGCUCCAAAGGUAAGGGAAAAUCUCUGAUGUUUUUGACUCCCAACGAGCUCGGGUUUUUAAGAUACCUGAAGGCCGCCAAGGUGCCGCUCAACGAAUACGAAUUCCCCUCUAACAAAAUUGCGAAUGUGCAGUCUCAACUUGAGAAGUUGAUAAAGUCCAACUAUCAUCUCCAUCAAAUAGCUAAGGAUGGUUAUAGAUCAUACCUACAGGCAUACUCAUCUCACUCUUUGAAAACUGUGUAUCAGAUCGACAAAUUGGAUCUCGCGAAGGUGGCCAAAUCCUACGGCUUCCCCAUUCCACCAAAAGUGAACAUCACUAUCGGGGCUUCAGGAAAAACACCACCAAGCAAGAAGAGGAAGCCUUCCAGAAACUAA
Messenger RNA from Lachancea thermotolerans CBS 6340, 1479 nucleotides. It is a transcript of the gene HAS1, whose product is annotated as ATP-dependent RNA helicase HAS1. The record is from RefSeq and is a predicted model, not a curated record. Gene Ontology annotation, cellular component: nucleolus. Bases 1 to 1479 code for a protein of 492 amino acids. Gene Ontology annotation, biological process: maturation of LSU-rRNA from tricistronic rRNA transcript (SSU-rRNA, 5.8S rRNA, LSU-rRNA). The transcript has a single exon. NCBI's taxonomy places the organism in Eukaryota, Fungi, Ascomycota, Saccharomycetes, Saccharomycetales, Saccharomycetaceae. Gene Ontology annotation, molecular function: ATP binding; RNA helicase activity; nucleic acid binding.